AUGCUCCACACUUGCUCCGACAAAUACACCCAUAGACAUAACAAGGUUGCAGCAUACAUACAUUGGAUUAUAUGCAGAGAGUUAGGUGUACAGGUGCAGGACAAGUAUUAUGAACACGUUCCCGAGAAAGUUCUAAAUAUAAACGACACUGUAGUCCUAUGGGAUGUACCAAUUAUCAGAGACCGAACAAUAUUAACCAACAGGCCGGACCUGGUAUUCCAUGACAAGAAAAACAGUAUCUGCCUCCUGAUCGACGUGUCUGUUCCAGACGACAACAACAUAUCAGCGAAAGAAGUAGAGAAGAUCAGCAAGUAUAAAGAUCUUGAAAUUGAAAUCAGCAGAAUGUGGAACACGAAGACGAAAGUAGUCCCAGUAGUAGUUGGUGCACUGGGUAUGCUUACUAAAGGUCAUAGUAAUUUCAUCAAACUUAUACCUGGCCACCCAUCAACGAACGAAGUACAGAAGAUAGCUUUGCUGGGAACAGCACACAUACUCCGAAAGGUGUUAGGGUGA
Messenger RNA from Sitophilus oryzae (rice weevil), 513 nucleotides. RefSeq lists its product as uncharacterized. The coding region runs from base 1 to 513 and encodes 170 amino acids. The transcript has a single exon. The record is from RefSeq and is a predicted model, not a curated record. Lineage: Eukaryota; Metazoa; Arthropoda; Insecta; Coleoptera; Curculionidae.